AUGUGGAAGUGCAGUACAAGUUCGGGACUGGAUAGCAACUUCUUCUCGACAGCUGGGCAAACACUGCUUGGUUUUCUCAGCAUUUACUGCCUGGUGGUGCCCAUCCUCGGACGGUACAAAGAACAACAGCCAGACAUACCGGUGUCAAAGCCGCUGGUGUUCCGACUCUUGCUGUACUUGGGAACAUUGCUUGUGUUACUCGCUGUGCCGGUCUACCCAUUCCAACCGCAGGUAGCGCUCGCGCUCGGCUUCGUGGGCGCCGUGCUCCCGAUCGUGGCUACGCUGAUGCUGAUCCGGGGGAGCACGUCAAAGAUCCGAACACAGAGGGAGCGUAUGGAUAACCUGGAGGGAGAUCUCACAAAUGUGAGGAGUAAAGCUGGUAGCUUGGAAAGCCGCGUCGCUGUGCUAAAGGCGGGGGAUGAAGAGCUGCGCGAGAUGAUACCUGGGCUGACCCCUUCAGAGGAUAGAUGA
Messenger RNA from Coniosporium apollinis CBS 100218, 471 nucleotides. RefSeq lists its product as uncharacterized. Bases 1 to 471 code for a protein of 156 amino acids. The transcript has a single exon. The record is from RefSeq and is a predicted model, not a curated record. Lineage: Eukaryota; Fungi; Ascomycota; Dothideomycetes.